Molecule: messenger RNA, 3893 nt
Organism: Symphalangus syndactylus (siamang)
Lineage: Eukaryota; Metazoa; Chordata; Mammalia; Primates; Hylobatidae
Gene: SAMD4B
Product: sterile alpha motif domain containing 4B
Biological process (GO): negative regulation of translation; regulation of mRNA stability; nuclear-transcribed mRNA poly(A) tail shortening
Cellular component (GO): P-body
Molecular function (GO): mRNA binding; translation repressor activity; protein binding
Source: RefSeq, a predicted model, not a curated record
AGGGUCUCACUCUAUUGCCCAGGCUGGAGUGCGGUGGCACGAUCUUGGCUCACUGCAACCUCUGCCUCCCAGCCUCAAGUGAUUCUCCCGCCUCAGCCUCCCAAGUAGCUGGGGUUACAGGUGCAUGCCACCACGCCUGGCUAAUUUUUUUGUAAUUUUUGUAGAGACAGGGUUUCACUAUGUUGCCCAGGCUGGUCUUGAGCUCCUGAGCUCAAGCGAUCCACUCACCCAGGCCUCCCAAAGUGCUGAGAUUACAGGCGUGAGCCACUGCACCCAGCCCUCUUUACCAUUUUGUUAACCUCAUUUCCCACCUCUGGAGAUGGUAGGGGCUUCCCAAGAAGAUCACUUGGACCUCUUCAAGUAUGGCAGCAAUAUUACUGGGCUGUUGGAGAGACUUUUGUUAUAGAGGCUCCCCUCUUGUGUCUUUCCUCAGAGGCAAGGAGUCAUUUUUGGUCACAUGAGGACAAAGAGGCCAGACCAGUAGUGCAUUCUGUUUUGCAUGGGAAUUGUCAAGGCUCUUUCAGUUUUAACUGAAACCCAACUCAAACUGGCCUAAGUCAAAAAGGAAUUGAUUCAUCUAUGUAACUGAAAAGAGUGGGCCACAAGGGGGAGGCUUCAGGCUAGCUGCAUCUAGGUUUUAAAUCAUGUGAACAGAUCUCCCUUUCCCCCUCCCCCAUCUCUUGACUCUGCUGUCAUCUGUGUUAGUUUCAUUCUGAAGCAGGCUUCCACUAUGAAAUAGAAGAGGUGGCAACUGGUGACAUCAUGAGACGACGUAUAAUCUGAGCAACCCUAACCAAGAACUUAUUUUCCUUAGUAGUUCCAGCAAAAAUCCAGAGAGGACUAUCCUUGGCCAGGCUUUACCCCAUGUCCACUUCUGGAGCCAAGAAAGGCAGUUCCUUCUCCAAGGGGAACCCAGGGUGUUGAUACUAGAAGAUGGAAAUGGUUACAGUAAGAUGCUGCCACAGUGAGAUGCCUCACCCAGGUCUCCCUCUCUCACUCCAGCCAAGCACAUGGGAUAGAAAGUAGCAGGCAGCCUCUGGCCCUUUAAUGGAAGAGGGCCAAUCCAGUCCUCUCCAGUUAACAUCUAGACUGAACACAAAGCAUCCUUCUCUCAUCCAGAAGACAUAGGAACCCUACCUUCAGGGAUGAUUUUUUUUAACAGUGAAAUCUUAAAAGUAACUGUUUCACUAAAGCCUCCAGUAUUUACUGAAGACUGUCAGAAUCAUCCUCCAUCACUAGAUCUUCUCCAUCAGUCAUGUUCCCUGAGCAGUGGGGUGACUUGAAGGUAUAAACCAGAGAGGCCCAAGGGAGGGAUAGUUAGCAGACUUCUGGUUUUUUUCUAGUUUGUGCUCAUCUGUUCCAAGGACCACAGGCUUCUUCUCAUCGCAGUGCUCCAGGCAGCCACUACCAAUCGAUUGGAGUUAGCCUGUGAGGAAACUGGAGAGGCGUGGCUGGACCAAGACCUCCCCCCAUGUGAGCAGGCUUCCUCCUCCCCCAACAACCGUUGCCACCACGCCCAGAAACAUCCUUAAGCCCUGGCCCUCAGGGGAAAGGUAACAGGAGGCCAGAGCCGGGACCAUGUGACGGCGCUGGCCCUCGCCACCGCCGUCCCCCCACCCUGGCCCCAGGCCUGGCACCAUGAUGUUCCGAGACCAGGUGGGCAUCCUCGCUGGCUGGUUCAAGGGCUGGAAUGAGUGUGAGCAGACAGUGGCCCUGCUGUCACUUCUGAAACGGGUCACCCGUACCCAGGCCCGCUUCCUGCAGCUCUGCCUGGAGCACUCACUGGCGGACUGCAAUGACAUCCACCUGCUGGAGUCGGAGGCCAACAGUGCUGCCAUCGUCAGCCAGUGGCAGCAGGAGUCCAAAGAGAAGGUGGUGUCCCUCCUGCUGUCCCACCUUCCCCUGCUUCAGCCAGGCAACACAGAGGCCAAGUCGGAGUACAUGAGGCUACUGCAGAAAGUGCUGGCCUACUCAAUCGAGAGCAAUGCUUUCAUCGAGGAGAGCCGCCAGCUGCUUUCCUAUGCCCUCAUCCACCCAGCCACCACACUGGAGGACCGCAACGCACUGGCCCUCUGGCUGAGCCACCUGGAAGAGCGGUUGGCUAGUGGCUUCCGCUCCCGGCCAGAGCCCUCCUACCAUUCACGCCAAGGCUCAGAUGAGUGGGGGGGGCCUGCAGAGCUGGGCCCUGGGGAGGCAGGGCCAGGCUGGCAGGACAAGCCACCCCGGGAAAAUGGACAUGUGCCCUUCCACCCAUCCAGCUCAGUGCCGCCAGCCAUCAACAGUAUUGGGAGCAAUGCAAACACAGGUCUCCCCUGCCAAAUCCACCCUAGCCCACUGAAGCGCUCCAUGUCGCUCAUCCCUACAAGCCCCCAGGUCCCUGGUGAGUGGCCGAGUCCAGAGGAGUUUGGGGCCCGGGCUGCUUUUACCACGCCCGAUCACGCACCUCUCUCGCCCCAGAGCAGCGUGGCCUCCUCUGGCAGUGAGCAGACAGAGGAGCAGGGCUCCAGCCGGAACACUUUCCAGGAGGAUGGCAGUGGCAUGAAAGAUGUGCCCUCAUGGCUCAAGAGCCUCCGCUUGCACAAGUAUGCAGCCCUCUUCUCACAGAUGAGCUACGAGGAGAUGAUGACACUGACUGAGCAGCACCUGGAGUCUCAGAAUGUCACCAAAGGUGCCCGCCACAAGAUAGCCCUGAGCAUCCAGAAGCUGCGUGAGAGACAGAGCGUCCUCAAGUCCCUAGAGAAGGAUGUGCUGGAAGGCGGGAACCUACGAAACGCUCUGCAGGAGCUGCAGCAGAUCAUCAUCACUCCCAUCAAGGCCUACAGUGUCCUCCAGGCCACCGUGGCUGCCGCCGCCACCACCCCUACUGCCAAGGAUGGGGCCCCGGGGGAACCACCGCUGUCAGGUGCUGAGCCUCCCCUAGCCCAUCCUGGCACAGACAAGGGCACCGAGGCCAAGGACCCUCCAGCUGUGGAGAACUACCCACCUCCACCAGCUCCAGCUCCCACUGAUGGCAGUGAGCCUGCCCCGGCUCCCGUCGCCGACGGAGACAUCCCCAGCCAGUUUACACGGGUGAUGGGCAAAGUGUGCACCCAACUGCUGGUGUCCCGACCAGACGAGGAGAACAUCACCAGUUACCUCCAGCUCAUCGAAAAGUGCCUGACUCAUGAGGCUUUCACGGAGACGCAGAAGAAACGGCUGCUAUCCUGGAAACAGCAAGUGCUGAAGCUCCUCCGGACAUUCCCGCGCAAAGCCGCACUAGAGAUGCAGAACUACCGGCAGCAGAAAGGCUGGGCAUUCGGCUCCAACUCGCUCCCCAUAGCUGGCUCUGUGGGGAUGGGAGUGGCCCGGCGUACCCAGCGGCAGUUCCCAAUGCCUCCCCGGGCCCUCCCACCCGGCCGGAUGGGCCUCCUGAGCCCCUCGGGCAUUGGGGGUGUCUCCCCUCGACAUGCCCUCACCAGCCCCAGCCUUGGAGGCCAGGGCCGACAGAACCUGUGGUUUGCCAACCCUGGAGGCAGCAACAGCAUGCCCAGUCAGAGCCGCAGCUCUGUGCAGCGCACCCACUCGCUCCCGGUCCACUCGUCACCCCGGGCCAUUCUCAUGUUCCCUCCAGACUGCCCGGUUCCUGGGCCUGACCUGGAGAUCAAUCCCACUCUGGAGUCUCUGUGUCUGAGCAUGACAGAACACGCCUUGGGUGGGGAUGGCUUCAAGUACUUUAAUAAAGAACCAUGUACUCAGUCGUCUUUGGAAGAGUGGUCUCCAAACGCUUGACUGGAGGGAUCCCUUCUGGAGGGAGUCUCCAAAAGCUUAAUCCCUGAACUGCACGGCGAGGAGGAGGGGAACACCUGAAUCUCAGAAGGAACCCGACCCUUCGUCAAAGGUGAGCGCUUCAUGAC